CUUUUCUUUCUGUGCGUUUAUGUUUUCUCUUACAAAUCUCUCGUUAUAUUCAUUUCCCUCCACGAAUUUCAAUUUCUCCAAAUUUUGACUAAAUUCACCUAAAAAUAUCCUGAUUUUCGUUUUUUUCCAAAUGUUAUCACCAUUUUGUUUCUGGGACUUUUUUUUUUGAAAUCCCCCUUUCAAUUCACAUAAAUCUUACAUUUUUCAAAAAAAUACAAGUUUUUCAUCGUUGAUUCUGCAUUUAACCUAAUCUGAGAAUCGGGUAUCUAAAACUUAAUACUCUUGAAUUGUUUUUUGUGGCCAAUUUAGGGUGGAGAAAAAAAUGCGAUUGAUUUAGUAGAUAAUAAAAGGCAAAAUUUGCAAUCAAUGGCUUGUUCUAUAGGCAAAGGAUUUACUAGGUUGUAUAAAAAUGACACAAUUUCAUAUUCUUUUCCCAGAAAAAUCUCUAAUUCAAAUUAUUCUCAUAGUUCAAGAAUCAAUGUUACCGACAAAAAUGGAUUUAGUUUAAAGAGUUGUGCUGAUUUCGAGGAUGAAGUUCUCAACUCGAGCAGUGAAGAUUUAGAUUACAAAAUAAGGGCAUUUAGGCUUUCUCAACAACCCUUUACAGAGGCAGAACUUCUUCUUCAGUUGCAGGAAGAGAAAACUAAUGGGGUUUUGGAUAUUAAUGGUGGAGCUUGUGAAAGGGGAAGUUCUACUGUUUUUUCUGAUGGAAAUUCAUUGCCUGAGAAGAUCGUUGUUGCUGUUGAUGUUGAUGAAGUGCUGGGGAAUUUUCUAUCAGCUUUAAACAGAUUUCUUGCUGACUGCUAUUCUUCAAUUCAUUCAUUGUCUGAAUAUCAUGUUUAUGAGUUCUAUAAGAUUUGGAAAUGCUCUCGUGAUGAAGCUGAUAUCCGCGUUCAUGAGUUCUUCAAGACGUCUUAUUUCAAGAACGGAAUCUACCCACUCCCAGGAGCUCAAAAGGCUCUCAACAAGCUAUCAAGAUAUUUCAGCUUAUCUCGUCAAAAUGUUAUUAAAGAUCACACAAUCGAAUGGCUUGCGAAACACUAUCCAGGAAUGUUUGAGGAGAUUCACGUCGGUAAUCAAUUUGCUCUGGAUGGAACAUCGAAACCCAAGUCGGAAAUCUGCAGGUCGAUUGGAGCGAAGGUGUUGAUUGAUGAUAAUCCAAGAUAUGCCUUAGAAUGCGCGGAAGUCGGUGUAAGAGUACUACUUUUUGAUUAUGAAAAUGCUUAUCCUUGGUGCGCGACUGGAUCUAAUCGACAUCCCCUAGUUACUGGGAAGAAGUUGAACACAAUUAGAAUCUUGGAUGUUUUCAUCGUAUCUAUAGCAUAGCACUAGGGUAUCGGGUUUUUGAUCCCCUUGUUUGGAUAGCAAAAAAAAAAAAAGAGAAUUUGAAAGAAAGGAAUUUGGAGGAUUAACUCUCUUUAUUUUGUUAACAUUCAAAUUUCUCCAUAAGAGGAAAGAUUUAAAAAUUAACUUGGGGUAAAAUUGAAAGUUUAUUAUAUAAAGGGUAGCAACACAGUAAAAAUGAUGGCGAACUUUAGUAAUGCCCUUGUGCUUUAACAUGAUUUUCCCCUUUUUGCAAAACCCUAAGUCCUAUGGAAACGAGAUGAUGUGGCUUGUGCCUGGUGGUCGGUGAGAAACAAUUCUUUCAUUACUAAUUGUUGUGAAAGACGGUCUUUGUAAUGGUUCGACUUAUUAGUAAGUGUUUAUCAUAUGAAAGAUAGGUUUUUAUCAUAUGAAUUUUUGUCAUACGAAAUAUAGGUUUUUAUCAUAUGAAAUGUAGGUUAUAUAAAAUAUAAGUUUUUAGCAUAUUAAAUAUAGGUUUCUGUUAUAUGAAGUGUAGGUUUUUAUCAUAUAAAGUGUAGGUUUUCAUCAUAUGAUAUGUAGAGUGUAUGUAUAUAUAAUAUAUGUAUAUAUCAUAUUAAACGUAGGUUUUUAUCAUAUGAAAUGUAGGUUUUUAUCAUGUAAAAUUUAGGCUUUUGUCAUAGGAAAUGUGGUGUAUGUACUGAUGUACAUAUAAUAUAAGUAUAUACUAUAUUAAAUGUUGGUUGUUGUAGGUGUUUUUGUUAUCUAAUGUAGGUAUUUUUGUUAUGUACUGUAGGUGUUUAUAUGUCCAUUUUAGUAUGCAAAAAUACUUAUAUAACUAGUUCAAAAUGCCUACAUUAACUAUUCAAAAUGCCUAUUUUAGUAUACAAUACCUACUAAAACUAGUUCAAAUGCCUACUAAUACUAGUUCAAAAUACCUACUAAAAAUUAUAAUAGGUGUUUUUGUAAAAUUUGUGUGCGUAGUAGGUGUCUCGUGAAUUGUAUUGAGCUUUGGGAGUCAUCUCUCAAAGAGACGAUUUCUCAGGAUACCACUUGUUCUUCCUUUAAAUAAAACCAAUCUUUUUUUUUUAUUCAGAUUUAUUUUAUAUAUUGCGCUAAUGUUUAAAGAAAUAUAGUCAAAAUCUAAUAGUGUAUUUCAUGAUAUUAAUUUUUAUAAUUUGUAGUUAUGCAUAACUCAAUAUAAAUGAUCAAAAUAACGCAUUGAAUUGCAUAAUAAAGUGACAUGUAGCAAAUAUAAUGAAACGGAUGAAAUAUAAGA
Molecule: messenger RNA, 2581 nt
Organism: Amaranthus tricolor (Joseph's coat)
Lineage: Eukaryota; Viridiplantae; Streptophyta; Magnoliopsida; Caryophyllales; Amaranthaceae
Exons: 6
Coding region: 367-1326 (319 amino acids)
Biological process (GO): deoxyribonucleotide catabolic process
Molecular function (GO): 5'-nucleotidase activity
Source: RefSeq, a predicted model, not a curated record